Molecule: messenger RNA, 3221 nt
Organism: Setaria italica (foxtail millet)
Lineage: Eukaryota; Viridiplantae; Streptophyta; Magnoliopsida; Poales; Poaceae
Product: homeobox-leucine zipper protein ROC8
Exons: 10
Coding region: 496-2595 (699 amino acids)
Biological process (GO): regulation of DNA-templated transcription
Molecular function (GO): lipid binding; DNA binding; DNA-binding transcription factor activity, RNA polymerase II-specific
Source: RefSeq, a predicted model, not a curated record
AAACCUCGCCCCUUAAUUCGCUCGCACCGGUUACUACUGCUCCUGCUACCUCACACCACCCUCCCUCUCCUGCCAGAGCAGGAGGAAGAGAGAUUGGCAGGACGGCCAAGGAGCGGCGCCGAGGAGAGAGAGAGAGACGGAGCCAGCAAGUGUAACCGCCGCCGCGGAAACGGGAGAGGAGGAGAGAGAAGGAGAGGCGAGGGCGAGAAAGGAAACCAGGUGGAAGCAGAGGGGGGAAUGGCGUGAAGCAUGGCUGGAUCCAAGGUUCCGCGAUACCCUGCCUAUUCUGCAACGCAGCUCGUCUGGAGUUGGAAGGCGGCUACCGCCCCGGCGCUUUCUUGCUCGGCCUGCUCAUCGUCGUGUAUAAAUAGGACCGGGGGGCCAGGCCACAGACCGCACUGCAGCACACCACAGAGAUCUCUCCUCUUCCAUCUACAGCCGUAGAGAGCGAGGAGCGAGCGAGCGGAGGUUGGUAGCCAGGCGGCGGCGGCGGCAAUGGACUUCGGCGACGAACCCGAGGGCUCCGACAGCCAGCGCCAGCGGAAGCGCUACCACCGCCACACCCCGCGCCAGAUUCAGCAGCUCGAGGCGAUGUUCAAGGAGUGCCAGCACCCCGACGAGAACCAGCGCGCCGCGCUCAGCCGGGAGCUCGGCCUGGACCCGCGCCAGAUCAAGUUCUGGUUCCAGAACCGCCGCACCCAGAUGAAGGCGCAGCACGAGCGCGCGGACAACUGCUUCCUGCGCGCGGAGAACGACAAGAUCCGGUGCGAGAACAUCACCAUGCGCGAGGCGCUCAAGAACGUCAUCUGCCCCAACUGCGGCGGCCCGCCCGUCACCGAGGACUACUUCGACGAGCAGAAGCUCCGCAUGGAGAACGCCCGCCUCAAGGAAGAGCUGGACCGGAUGUCGAGCUACACCUCCAAGUACCUCGGCCGGCCGUUCACGCAGAUGCCCCCGGUGCCGCCCAUGUCCGUGUCGUCGCUGGACCUGUCCGUGGGCGGGAUGCCCGGGCAUGGGCUCGGCGGCGGCGGGCCGUCGCUGGACCUCGACCUCCUCGGCGGGUGCCCGCCGGGGAUGCCGUUCCAGAUGCCGGCGCCCGUGACGGAGAUGGAGAGGCCCAUGAUGGUCGACAUGGCGGCGCGCGCCAUGGACGAGCUCAUCCGCCUCGCGCAGGCCGGCGAGCAGCUCUGGGCCAAGGGCGUCGCCGGGGACGCGAGGGAGACGCUCAACGUCGCCACCUACGACAGCCUCUUCGCCAAGCCCGGCGGCGAGUUCCGCCCGCCGGACAUCAAUGUCGAGGGGUCCAGGGACUCGGCGCUCGUCUUCAUGAGCGCCGUCGCGCUCGUCGACGUCUUCAUGGACACGAACAAGUGGAUGGAGUUCUUCCCCGGCAUCGUGUCCAGGGCGCACACCGUCGAUGUCCUCGUGAACGGCUUGGGCGGCAGGAGCGAUUCAUUGAUCAUGAUGUACGAGGAGCUGCACAUCAUGACGCCCGCCGUCCCGACCCGCGAGUUCAGCUUCCUCCGCUACUGCAAGCAGAUCGAGCAGGGCCUCUGGGCCGUCGCCGACGUCUCCCUGGACGGGCAGCGCGACGCGCACUACGGCGGCAUCCCGUCGCGCACGCGCCGCCUUCCGUCGGGGUGCCUCAUCGCCGACAUGUCCAAUGGCUACUCCAAGGUGACCUGGGUCGAGCACAUGGAGAUCGAGCAGAUGCUCCCCGUCAACGUGCUCUACCGCAACCUGGUGCUGAGCGGCGCCGCGUUCGGGGCGCACCGGUGGCUCGCCGCGCUGCAGCGCGCGUGCGAGCGCUUCGCGUCGCUCGCCGUGCUCGGCGCGUCGCACCACGACCUCGCCGGAGUGACGCCGGAGGGGAAGCGGAGCAUGAUGAAGCUGUCGCAGAGGAUGGUGAGCAGCUUCUGCGCGAGCCUGAGCUCGUCAGCGCUGCAGCGGUGGACGCCGCUGUCGGGCACCACGGACGUGAGCGUCCGCGUGUCCUCGCACCGCAGCGCCGACCCCGGCCAGCCCAACGGCGUCGUCCUCAGCGCCGCCACCUCCAUCUGGCUGCCCGUCCCCGGCGACCACGUCUUCGCCUUCGUCCGCGACGAGACCGUGCGAUCCCAGUGGGACGUCCUGUCGCACGGCAAUCAGGUUCAGGAGGUGUCGCGCAUCCCCAACGGCUCCAACCCCGGCAACUGCAUCUCCCUGCUGAGAGGGCUGAACGCGAACCAGAACAGCAUGCUGAUCCUGCAGGAGAGCUGCACGGACGCGUCGGGGUCGCUGGUGGUGUACUCGCCGAUCGACCUCCCGGCGGCGAACGUGGUGAUGAGCGGCGAGGACCCGUCGGGGAUCCCGCUGCUGCCGUCGGGCUUCGCCAUCCUCCCCGACGGCCGGCCGGGGUCCGGCGCGGCGGGCGCGUCCAGCAGCGCCGCCCCACUGGCGUCCCCGCCGGGCUGCGUCGUCACCGUCGCGUUCCAGAUCCUCGUCAGCAACCUGCCGUCGUCCAGGCUCAACGCCGAGUCCGUCGCCACCGUCAACGGCCUCAUCGGCACCACCGUGCAGCAGAUCAAGGCGGCGCUCAACUGCGCCGGCCCCUGAUCGAUCGAUCGUCUUCCGAUCCACCAUCGCCGCCGCCUCCCCCCCGCCCCGCCUCGCCAGCCGCCUCCGCCACAGUGAGUGACUGACGAGAGAGUUGGUUGGCCCGUUGAAUGCUCGCAUUCAUGGACGCCACCUGCCGCUGCUCCCGGAGCUGACGCAGCUCUCUCCUCAUCAACCCAUCCAUGAUCCAUCACCACCAUAACAGCUCUCCUCCUCCUUUAGAUUCGGUGUCGUUUUCCUUUUGCUUAAAUCUGCAGGAUUCGUCGAGUUUUCUUCUUUUUCCUUUUUUCUUCCUUAGAAACAUUCGUUCGUGAGCCAAACAGAUCGAAGGCUUUCAGGCUGAGGGAGUCAAGAACGCACCAUGCUACCGUGUCCCAUUCCUCUCGCUGCAGCCAUUUUUCUCCCACACCACCACCACAGCUCUUCCGGCCUCUUCCAUGCAGGAUCCAUCCAUCCAUCCUUGUCAUCUCGCCAUUGUCGUUGUUGGUGCCGCAGCAGGGGAUGAAUGGUGCGGGUAUUGACUUCUGUCCAUUAAUGUAAAGCCUUCAAUGAACAUUCAUUUCGGUUAUAAAUGGAAAGGAGAAAAAACAAGUUCUGGUAAAAAGCUGUGAGAUGCGUUCAUGGCC